AUGAGAGCGAUGCAAGCAGCCAAGCUCCGAGCCUCCAAGACAGCUUUGGAGCGGCACGACGUGGAGAUCAUAGGCUCGGGACCGGAGCUGCUGGUGUUCUCGCACGGCUUCGGAUACAACAAGAACGUGUGGAGCGGCGUGAUCAAGGCACUGGACAAGAUGCGCUAUAAGAUUGUCCUGUACAACGUAACAGGCGCUCUGGGCACGGACUACGAUGCCUUUGACUACCAGCGCUACAGCACACUGCAUGGCUUCACGGACGACCUGCUGCUGCUGCUUCAAGAGCUGGGUGUUGAGUUCCUUUUAUCACCUCUGAAUCCCGUGCUCGUGCGGGCACAUGGGUGGCGCAUGCAUGCAGGGGUGGGAGCGGGGGCAGCAGUGCUCGGUGGUGAGGCAGCAGCAGACGGGCAUGGUGGCGCUGCUGGUCUCCUUGGAACGCCCUCCGGGAGGGAGCGGGGGCAGCAGUGCACGGUGGUGGGGCAGCAGCAGGCGGGCGUGGUGGCGCUGCUGGCAUCACUGGAGCGCCCCACUCUCUUCAAGCGCAUCGUGCUGCUCAGCUCCUCACCAAGGCUACUGGGAGCGGAGGGGUACGAGGGCAGCUAUGCUUUGGAAGAUUUGGAUCAAGUGUUUGGCAUCAUGCAGGGCAACUUCAAGCUGUGGGUGCGCAACUGUGCUCCAGUGCUGACAGCAGACGACAUCAAGGCGGCGCAUGUGAGGGAGUUUGUGCGACCGCUCUUCCUGCUGCGCCCAGACAUCGCCUUCAGCUUCCUCAAAACCGCCUUUGCGUGUGAUGUGCGCGACAUCCUGCCACGGGUGAUGGUUCAGGUUCAUAUGUUGUUUUUCUCCGGCGAGCCAACAGUUCCUGAGUCUGUCAUGCAGUACAUGCUCAAAGCCAUACCUAAUGCAUAUGGCGAGCUCCUUCCAACAAGAUCGCUUCAAGAUUCCCCUGAAAUAGUCGCAAGUUCUUUAGAAAAGCACGUAAGUAUGCUGCUCCGGGAUCCAUUUGGCCAUUCUAGUCGGAGAAUGAUGAACGCUCGCAUACCGUUGCCGUCUCAAGAAGAAGGCGAAGAGGGUGAUGAUGGUGGAGAGGCCGGGGAGGAUAUACUAUGA
Closterium sp. Yama58-4 is the source of this 1110-nucleotide messenger RNA. NCBI's taxonomy places the organism in Eukaryota, Viridiplantae, Streptophyta, Zygnematophyceae, Desmidiales, Closteriaceae. The record is from the annotation of a GenBank genome assembly.